AUGAGCUUCCCACCACCCGGUCCCGGUCAAUACCCGCAUUAUUUACCACCGCCGCAGUAUCAACACGGGCAAAUCCCCCCGCAGAUACUGUACAAUAAUGCCAGUGCUCCGCCGCCCCCAUACGAUGGCUAUGGCAAGCCAGCAAUGUAUCCUUCGGCCAUGAUGCCAUAUCCUUCAUACCCAUCGACGUAUACUUCACAGCCGCAGUCACAGCAGCAACAGACGCGUCCUCCUCCGCAAACUCCCCCACAGCAGCCGCAGCAAUUACCACAACAAUCUCUCCAACGACGGCCACAGCCAGGACCACAGCAGCUUCAUCCUCAACUACAUUCCCCCCCUCCGCCUCAGCCGCCUCCUCCCCCGCCUCCGCCUCCGCCUCAGCCUCAAAUCCAACAAGAAGAGCUGCAACAUCAGUUUGUCAACCCGGCUCAACUGUUUGUACAACAACCUCUGCCUACUGCUCCGCGAUCCCGAUACGCUCAACUCUCUCCUCAAUAUGGCGAGCCACCUUUCAUCCAGAAUGCUAGUCCGUCCAAAAUACCACCGGCUGCCUUGCCAGCUCCGCCGUCAGCCAUACCUGUUCAUGUUGCUUCUGCCCCGCCUCCUAAACCAAACACCCAAAGCAACCAAGGACAAAUCAAUAUCCAUACGCCACAAACACACCCUGUCAUUAAAUCUGAACCCGUGCCAUCCAAGAUCUCUCCAAGAGUAGAGUCUCAGAAAAUACUUUCCACACCUAUUGCGACGCCGAAACGACCCCAGCCUGCUCCUGCUCCUCCGCCGGUGACACAUGCGACUCCGCAAGUCAUGAUCCCGGCUCGUUCUCCAGCGGUUCAAGCAAGAAUUCAAGCCCAGACUCCGCAAAAGCAAUCUCAACCACAGCAUAUUGAAAAGAAGGGACAGCCGACUCCACCAAAUGUCGAAAAGCAUGGGAAGCCCACGCCUGCCAAGUCUACGAAGCCUCCAGUCGACUAUCAGGUUUUGCUGUUGUCCUUGGCCGAUGAAUAUCUAAAUGCUGCUCAUGCUCGUGGAACGACGACCUCUUUGACCACUCGUGAGACGGACAUUGAGGAAUAUUAUAAGCUGGUUGCUACCGGAUUGGGCUGUUUGGAGGCUGUCUUGAAGAACUGGCGAUUGCAACCUCGCAAAGAAGCUCUUGUUAGACUUCGCUAUGCGCGUACAUUGUUCGAGGAGACAGAUAAUGACAUCGAAGCGGAAACAGCGUUGAGUAAAGGGAUCGAUCUAUGUGAACGAAACCGUAUGCUGGACUUGAAAUACAGCAUGCAGCACCUCUUGGCACGAAUGCUCCACAAGACUAACCCUAAAGCUUCCCUAAAAGCGGUCGAUGGGAUGAUUCAGGAUGUGGAAGCGUACCGCCAUGCCGCAUGGGAGUACGCAUUUCGUUUCCUUCGAGUAUCACUCUCGUUAUCAUCUCCGUCACACCAAGACUCCGUGCAAGCGUUACAGCAUCUUCACAAAAUCACUGCCAUGGCUAGUCGUAACGGGGACAAGGCCGUUUCAGCAAUGGCGGCUGUGAUUGAAUCACUUGCACACUUACAACAAGCGACAAAUUCCGAUUCUAUCGAACAGGCGCAGCGUGCCGUAGCAGCCGCACGAAGCCAUCAGCUGAAUGAUGAACUUCGCCAUAUACCUCAACUUACAACCUUGAUUCAGAUGGUCGAUAUCUGCUGCAGUAUUCUAGAGUACGACGUCAACCAGUCUGGGCAGAAGUUGAAGGUAAUGCAGGCUUUGAUGGAUGAAACCCUUAGCGACAGCAACUGGCGUCCCGAUGGGUCAUUUUCGGUCCCUCUCAACGGUAAAUCCGCUGGGCCGUCGUCCAUCGACACAGGUGACAUCUUGCAGGUUCAUAAUGGCACAUUGCUGUUAAGCUUCAACUGGCUUCCUCAGCACGAUCUUUAUGCGCUUUGUUAUUUCUUAAGCUCGAUCACACUCAGUGCCAAGAACUCAUACGAUGGCCGGAAAGCAGAGAAAUAUCUCGAGGAAGGGCUUCGAAUGGUUCAAGGCAAUUUCAAGGCCCCCCAAGAAAUUUCAGAAUCCAUGGCCAACGCCAACCGUCGGGUUCGGUGGCGCCAGUCCCUUUACUGCAACCUUCUCCUUCAACGAGUCUUCCUGGCUUGCGCCCGAACCGAUUGGGAUCUUGCCAGCCAGACUCUCAACGACCUUCGACAAGUCUUCCAAGAGCUUGGUUCCAACCUUCUGGACACCAUCGAAUGUCUGAUGGAAUAUGCCGCCGGCACCAUCGCACAGGCAACUGGUGAUCUCAAGGCCGCGCUAACCAUAUUCCAAUCACCAAUUCUGUCACUAGACCCGGCUACCAGCAAGACAGGACGCAAUGACCCCUGUCGUGAUACGCGCAUCCUCGCCGGUCUCAACACAGUCCUGAUCCUCCGUGAUCCAGGUCACCCGUCACACUCGAUGCUCAGCGCCGUUCUAGCAACCCUCGAACCCUUUUGCCAAAGCAGUCCAAACAAGUACAUCCAAGCUGCCUACUUCCUAGUCUGCGCAACUGUUCACUCCGAGUCAACCAUCCAAACAAAACAAUACCUCCAGCAAGCUCUGCAGUCUGCCACCGCAAUCAGCAACAGCCAAAUCACCUGCAUGACCCUAACAUUCAUGAGCUGGAAGUACUUCCGCGGUGUGGUCGGUGAGCAAGCCGAGAAAAGCGCUCGGGCCGGCCGCGCAAUGGCCAAACGAGCCAAUGACCGUAUGUGGGCGAGCGUCACCGACGACAUGUUGGCUGAGACUCUGGAGCGACAGGGCAAGGGCGAGGAAGCGCAGAGCGUCCGCGAAGAAGGCCAACGCUUGGUCUCGGGUCUUCCCCCUCGUCUGAGACGUUCGGCCUGA
Messenger RNA from Penicillium robsamsonii, 2865 nucleotides. RefSeq lists its product as uncharacterized. Lineage: Eukaryota; Fungi; Ascomycota; Eurotiomycetes; Eurotiales; Aspergillaceae. Gene Ontology annotation, cellular component: chromatin; SMC loading complex. The transcript has 5 exons. Gene Ontology annotation, molecular function: double-stranded DNA binding. The coding region runs from base 1 to 2865 and encodes 954 amino acids. Gene Ontology annotation, biological process: maintenance of mitotic sister chromatid cohesion; mitotic sister chromatid cohesion. The record is from RefSeq and is a predicted model, not a curated record.